ACUCCGGCUCUCCCCCACUUUCCCUCCCCUCGCUCUUUGCUCCGGCCCCUUUCCCACCCACACCCGCGCCGAACUUCCUCCUCCCCCCUCCCCCACCCCUCGCCCCCUCCAACUUCACCAUGUUCCUCACCAAGUCCGAGUACGACCGUGGUAUCAACACCUUCUCGCCAGAGGGCCGCAUUUUCCAGGUCGAGUAUGCCAUCGAGGCUAUCAAGCUCGGCUCCACCGCCAUUGGCAUCCAGACCUCCGAGGGUGUGAUCCUGGCCGUCGAAAAGCGUGUCGUGUCGCCGCUGAUCGAGCCCCAGUCGGUGGAGAAGAUCUCCGAAAUUGAUCGCCAUGUUGGCUGCGUCUGGUCCGGCCUCAUGGGUGAUUCGCGCACCCUGGUCGAGCAUGCUCGCGUCGAGGCCCUGAACCACACCUUCACCUAUGACGAGCCGAUGCGCAUCGAGUCCCUGGCGCAGUCCAUCUGUGACCUGGCCCUGCGCUUCGGCGAGGGUGUCCACGGCCAGCGUGCCAUCAUGGCCCGGCCCUUCGGUGUGGCUCUUCUGCUUGCCGGGCAUGACGACCGCGGCCCGCAGCUGUACCACACCGACCCCUCCGGUACCUUCACCCGCCAGGAUGCCAAGGCCAUCGGGGCCGGCAGCGAGGGCGCCCAGGCGUCCCUGCGCGAGCACUUCCGCAAGGACAUGACCCUAGCCGAUGCCGAGCGCCUUGCCCUCAAGAUCCUCGGCGAGGUGAUGGAGGAGCGUCUCUCCUCGCAGAACAUCGACGUCGCCUCGGUCACCGCGUCCGGGGGCUACCGUCUGUACACCCGCGAGCAGAUUGAUGCGGUCAUCAGCGCUGCUCCUGCGCCCACCACCGGCUCCGCGGCCAUUGCCGCCGCGGCCGCCGCCGCCUCCUCUUGAACGGGCAUCCCCGAAUGCCCUGCUUCACGCCCAGCCCCCUUUGUUCCCGCUCCCCGCCCUUCCGGAGCCUCGACCUGCCAUGGUAUGCGUACGCCCUGGGUCUCGGCGUCCCCUCCCCCUCCCUCCUCCCUCGGGAUCAUCCGGUCCAGACUCCCUGGGGCCUGGCGCUAGGCCGGGCGUGAGGGGCGUGGGCGUGUGAAACAAAAAGACAAAAAAGAAGAGGCCCGCAAGAGAGCGCCCGCGCCUUCUCCGCCCUCUGCCUCUCCCCUCAUCUCAGACCCCCCAAAAAACUCCUAUUUAAAUGCACGAGCCCCACACAGGCAAGUAUGACAAGAGA
Molecule: messenger RNA, 1242 nt
Organism: Fonticula alba
Lineage: Eukaryota; Rotosphaerida; Fonticulaceae
Product: 20S proteasome subunit alpha 5
Exons: 6
Coding region: 120-905 (261 amino acids)
Biological process (GO): proteasome-mediated ubiquitin-dependent protein catabolic process
Cellular component (GO): proteasome core complex; proteasome core complex, alpha-subunit complex; nucleus
Source: RefSeq, a predicted model, not a curated record